Molecule: messenger RNA, 1434 nt
Organism: Paraglomus occultum
Lineage: Eukaryota; Fungi; Glomeromycota; Glomeromycetes; Paraglomerales; Paraglomeraceae
Source: the annotation of a GenBank genome assembly
AUGUCUCAUAGUGAUAAAAGAGAUUUUAAUGAAACAAUUGAUAGCGACGAAGAGCAAAUUUCGAAGAAGAGGAAAAUUAAACCACAAUCCGAGUCAAGCGACCUGUACUUGGAUACAAUCAAUCGACACAUGUUGGAUUUCGAUUUCGAAAAAGUCUGUUCCGUCAGCUUAUCAAACCUGAAUGUGUAUGCGUGUUUGGUCUGUGGGAAAUAUUUUCAAGGCCGUGGGCGUUCUUCCCAUGCUUAUUUUCAUAGUAUUCAUGAAGAUCACCAUGUGUUCAUUAAUCUACAUACAUUGAAAGUUUAUGUAUUGCCAGAUGGGUAUGAGGUAAAGGAUUCGACUCUGGAUGAUAUCAAGUAUGUACUCCAUCCGACUUUUACAAGAGAACAAGUAGCCCAAUUGGAUCAGAAUCUGAAACCGUCUUAUGAUUUAAAUAAUAAAAAAUAUCUACCAGGUUUCGUUGGGUUGAACAAUGUGAAAGCAAAUGAUUACGUGAAUGUAAUUAUACAAGCAUUGGCGCAUAUUCCUCCAUUGAGGGAUUACUUCAUACUGCAGAACUUUGAGAACAGAUCGCAAUUAGUCCAGCGUUUCAGCAUAUUAGUACGCAAAAUUUGGAAUCCAAAGGCGUUUAAAGGACAAGUCAGUCCUCAUGAGCUGCUGCAAGAGAUUUCCAACGCGUCAAACAAGCGGUUCAAGCUUUCUGAACAGAGCGAUCCGCUAGAAUUUUUAUCGUGGUUCUUGAACGCGCUACAUAGAGACUUGGGGGGAAAUCGGAAGGAAGAAAGCAGUAUCAUAUAUAAGAUAUUUCAGGGAGAAGUCAAAGUCGAGAAGCAAAGUGUAAUCGUAAAAGAAGAUGCUGACGAGAAGGAUCGGUUGACAUUUGAUCUUGAUAGAGAGAUCGUAACCACGACAUCGCCCUUUUUGUUUUUGACGCUGGACUUGCCUCCACCGCCACUAUUUCAAGAUGAAAUCGAAAAAAAUAUUAUCCCACAGGUUCCACUGACUGCCAUAUUAUCAAAAUACGAUGGGAACACAUCCCAAGAAUCAGCGGGAAUGCUUCGUCGUUUCCAAUUGACAAGAUUGCCAAAUUAUAUUAUAUUCCAUAUCAAGCGGUUCACCAAGAACAACUGGUCAUCGGAGAAGAACCCUACAAUAGUCAACUUCCCUAUUAAGAACAUUGACAUGCGUGAAUAUUUAUGGACAGACAACUCGGAUACCUCUCAAAACCUUUCGACUCACUUUGACUUGAUCGCAAAUAUUUCACACGAGGGGAAGCCAGGAAAGGGUAACGGCAUAUAUAAAGUCCAUGUACAGAAUAGAGGGAAAGAACAAUGGUACCAAAUACAGGAUCUGAUAGUCGAAGAGAUAAAUGCACAGAUGAUAUUCUUGAGCGAGAGUUAUAUCCAGAUUUGGGAGAGAAAACUCGAGACUUGA